Pyrus x bretschneideri (Chinese white pear) is the source of this 1993-nucleotide messenger RNA. RefSeq lists its product as uncharacterized. The record is from RefSeq and is a predicted model, not a curated record. NCBI's taxonomy places the organism in Eukaryota, Viridiplantae, Streptophyta, Magnoliopsida, Rosales, Rosaceae. Gene Ontology annotation, molecular function: protein binding. Bases 172 to 1743 code for a protein of 523 amino acids. The transcript has 3 exons.
CGUAAGCUGUGCUAUGCUUUUAACUGCUCACAAGAGUCUCCCACUCUGUAUAGACUUUUCAGUUUUUUGUCAAGCUCUGAGUCUCUCUCUACUUCGACGCAGCGUUUCGAUCGCCGGUAUGCUUCGCAGGCCUACGACGGCAGUCUCGCUGUGAGCUUUGAGGAUCCUAUCAUGGAUAGCGAUAAAGAUGUUGGCAAUGACUCUGACUCUUUUGUCAUUGUGAGCAAUGCCAAUUCUGUGUGCAGUGAUUCUGAAAGUGUCGUGGGUACUGAUUCCGAAAAUUAUGUCAUUGUGAGUCCUCAAAACAAUGUAGCUACAGAUUCCGGAGAAGAUCUAUUUGUUGGAAGCACACAACAGUCGAAGAAUGUGGAAAAAGACGCGUAUGUGUGUUCUGACUCUGACUCUGGUGAGAGCACUUAUUCUGAAGAAGCGGAUAAUGCUAGUUAUCUGAGUACCGAUUCUGAAGUCUUUCUAUUUGACGAAAGCGAACAGCAGUUGAAGAAUGAGGAUAUGAGUACUGAUUCUGUAGAAGAACUAUCUGAUGGAUUCGGAAAACAGUUGAAGAUUAUGGAUAAUCAACAUUACAUGGAUACUGUACUCCCUGGGAAACAGUUGAAGAUGAGGCAUUGUUCUUCUGAGUUUCACACAUAUCCAUGCAAAAGAAUCCGUCGUGCACAUGAUUGUUCUGAACUUCCCCGUGACGAAAGGCUUUAUAAUAAGAAAAUGGACAUCAGUGAUGUUGCAAUGGAGAAUGUUCUUCCUUUCCUCCCUGCGAAAAUGCUGUGCAGGUUGAGAACUGUUAGCAAACUGUGGGAUAAGUGGAUUUUUAGUCCUUUCUUCAGUCACAAGCAAACUUACUACUUCAGGGAAAUCUCUGGGCUUUUUUGUCAAGCCCCCGGUGGAAACCCUUACUUCCUCUCACUUGAUAAUGAUGCUUACGGCAUUCCCAGAUCUUACCUCAGCUUCUUGCCCGAACCAGUUACAGUAAAGGCCACUUGCAAUGGUCUGGUUUGCUGCCAGAGCGAAGACAGAGAAGAUACCUACUACAUUUGCAACCCUGUGAACAUGAGAUUUAGAAAGCUUCCCAAGUCAGGUUUCUAUCAUGGGCCUGAGUCUUACGCGGCACUAGCCUUUGAGCCUUCUGUGCUUGACUUUGAAGUGUGUUUUCAACUUGUAUGUGCCUUCUCUGUACCUGGUCAUCCAGGUGUCCAUUUUGAUAUGUACUCUUCAAGGUCAAGUGGUUGGGAACUCGCUGAGACAGUAUGCUAUGAACUGGAGACUACGGAGUUGGAAGGUUAUACCCUCUAUCUAAAGGGUGUACUCUUUUGGGAAACUUUAACUGGGGUCAUUUUGGCUUUCGAUGUGAAGGAGCAGCAAUAUGGUAUUCUGCCACUCCCCUUCAGCACAGGACCACGCGGUGUUAUUUCACAGAUGAAUGGAGAGCUGUGUUACAUUUUGCCUCGUGUUGAAUUCGGUCAGUUCUCCUUGGAGAUUUACGGUAAUAUGGACAUGAGCCUGAAGCAGAAAAUUUAUCUCGUCGGCCAGAUUUUCACCUCUUUUGUGGACACAGUUAGGUUAUUGGCUUGUGUGAAUGAUGAUGUGAUGCUAAUUCUUGUCGGACAGAGGGUGAUCGCGUAUGGUGUGAAAGCCGGGGAGGAAAAAGUUUUGAAAAUACUUGACUACGGCCUUGGUGCUGGUAAUGAAAGGUAUCUUCCAUAUGUGAACAGCCUUGUGCAGAUCUAGUUCUCUCUGCCUUCCAUUUUAUUAGGUGGUUUAUGUUUUGAACAAAUUGGUUUGAAGUUUCUCUUGUCCAUGGCUAUGUAAUUUGCCUUUGAGUUAGUACUCUAAAAGUACCUAUUUCUCGUUGGCUUCUUGUAGACCUGGUGCCUUGAUACAUAAGUGCUUUUGUCAGAUGGCGCUUUUGCUACCUCAAAUGAUAGUGUUUAUAAAUAAUAUGGUGCUUGAUAAUAAGCCCUGGUAAUUUGGCAGUUCA